AUGAUAUUUUCUUUACAUGAAUUAGUACAUUGGCUGGGACUGACAAUUUUUGAAAUAUGGAUAAAUUUAGUUUCAUUAACAAUCUUCACUGUGUUAUUAGCUCUUAAGUUGGAUGAUAAUUAUUUCUUGGGUCAUACAGGAUGGUGGAUAGUAUUUUCACCACUUUUUGUUGCAGAUGGUUUGAAUACUUAUUUUUGUGCAAUUAUUUUCAUAAGAAUGCAUUUGGAAGGAAUGACUAAAGCUGCUAUUUUAAGAGCAUUAUGGAGUAUUAUAUUAUUACUUUUAAUAUUUGUGUUUAAAUAUCUUUUGUGUAAAAAACUAUCAGGUCAAAGUCCUUUAGAAUAUUCAGAAGUUUUAAGUCCUAUUUUUAUUCUUUUGCAAUUAAUUGCAGUUAGAGCAUGUCAACUUCAUUGACUAUUGCAGAAUAUUAUUAUCUAUAAAUACAAAAUUCCAAUAAAAUAUUCAUCUUAACUAUUAUGUAUGUAAAUAAUUUAUAUAUAUAAUAUAAAUAAUUAUUACCAAACUGUUCAAAUUAUUCAUGUCUUAUUUCAUUAUCUUAGUAAUAAUAUUGUUACAAAAAUAAAGAAAUUAUAAUGUGAAUAAUAGAAUUGUAUUUAAAAGUUUAAUUUGAUAAAAACAAUAUAAAUAUAAUAUUGUAAUAAAGAAUGAUUUAUUUAUA
This is a messenger RNA of Apis cerana (Asiatic honeybee), 679 nucleotides long. Its product is annotated as transmembrane protein 203. The record is from RefSeq and is a predicted model, not a curated record. Gene Ontology annotation, biological process: intracellular calcium ion homeostasis. NCBI's taxonomy places the organism in Eukaryota, Metazoa, Arthropoda, Insecta, Hymenoptera, Apidae. Gene Ontology annotation, cellular component: endoplasmic reticulum.